This is a messenger RNA of Aspergillus sclerotioniger CBS 115572, 711 nucleotides long. RefSeq lists its product as uncharacterized. Gene Ontology annotation, molecular function: catalytic activity. The transcript has a single exon. Gene Ontology annotation, biological process: nucleoside metabolic process. The record is from RefSeq and is a predicted model, not a curated record. Bases 1 to 711 code for a protein of 236 amino acids. Lineage: Eukaryota; Fungi; Ascomycota; Eurotiomycetes; Eurotiales; Aspergillaceae.
AUGGACCUUCGGAAAAAGUAUCGUCGCAUCAAGCUCGCUUUAGUAGUGGGUGUUUGUGGUGCACGUCCUGUUCAAAAUGACCGAGAAGAGAUAUGGCUUGGCGAUGUCUUGGUCAGCCAAGGCCUGGUGCAGUAUGACCUGAGACGAAAGAUUCCUGGGGGAAUGUUCACAAAGAUGCUCCUAAGGAUUCCCUGCCGAGAGCGUCGGGGGAGUUGGCUUCGUUCGUGGCCCGGUUGUGUGGAGGCCUCGGUGAAUCAGCAUCUCAGUGCUCUCCAACGGACAACCGGAUCGAAAAUAUUUGAUUAUCCUGGGACAGAAUAUGAUGUCCUCUUUGCGCCCACGCAUCGUCAUGGAUAUCGCGACUCUAAACUGCCUGGCUCUAUCAAAAAGAAGCCAAGUCCCUCAUACCGCGGGCCUUGUCCAAUUAAGGAUACUCGCCGGCAGUGGCAAUGUGCCUUGGACGCAUCACAAAUAGAUCAAAUGCGAUCGCAAUCAUCGAAUAAUCCCCCGCAACCAUCCAUCCAUUUCGGCAUGAUAGCAUCUGGGGAUGCAUUGUUGACUGGCGACAUGCGGAAUCGUAUAGAUCUGAGGGAGUUGGUGAUCGGGUUCGACAUGGCAGGAACCAGUCUCGGAGUAUCGGCCGCAUUUCCCUCAUGCAUUAUCGUAAAAGGAGUGUGCAACUAUGCAGAUGGUCAUUAUAGCGAGGACUGA